Monopterus albus (swamp eel) is the source of this 1374-nucleotide messenger RNA. RefSeq names its product farnesyltransferase, CAAX box, subunit beta (gene fntb). Lineage: Eukaryota; Metazoa; Chordata; Actinopteri; Synbranchiformes; Synbranchidae. Gene Ontology annotation, biological process: protein farnesylation. The record is from RefSeq and is a predicted model, not a curated record. Gene Ontology annotation, molecular function: protein farnesyltransferase activity. The coding region runs from base 103 to 1374 and encodes 423 amino acids. The transcript is spliced from 13 exons. Gene Ontology annotation, cellular component: protein farnesyltransferase complex.
GUGGGCGGAGUCCAGUGAGUGAAAGUGAGCGAACUAACAAAACAAACUAACAGCAUCGUGUUUGUUCCAGCAUCGUUUCGGCUAACGGGUCCUGUCUUCACCAUGGAUGGUAUGCCGACGCCUUUGCGGUGCUUUCGGGAGUGCCAUUCCGCAGAAAUGUUCGUGGAUGACGGAGUGAAGACUGUCACUUCGGUAGAGCAGAAAAAAGUGGAACGCAGCAUUGCAGAAGUUAUCGGUGUUUACAAGCAGAUCCACAACGUUCCUCAGCCAACAUUGUUGCGGGAACAACACUACCAAUAUCUCAAGAAGGGCUUACGUCAUUUAUCUGACGCCUAUGAGUGUCUGGAUGCUAGCAGACCGUGGCUUUGCUUCUGGAUUCUUCACAGUCUGGAGUUACUAGAGGAGCCCAUUCCCUCUGCUGUCGCCUCAGAUGUGUGUCAGUUCCUGGCUCGCUGUCAGAGCCCAACAGGGGGCUUUGGUGGGGGACCGGGGCAGCACGCCCACCUCGCACCCACCUAUGCUGCCGUCAACGCCCUCUGUAUCAUCGGCACAGAAGAGGCCUAUAAUGUUAUAGACAGGGAGAAGCUGCUAGAUUUCCUUUGGUCAGUGAAGCAACCAGAUGGCUCGUUCGUGAUGCACAUCGGAGGCGAGGUGGAUGUCAGGAGUGCAUACUGCGCAGUCUCUGUAGCAUCGCUCACAAACAUCCUCACACCUAAACUGUUUGAGGACACGACCACCUGGAUCCUCAGGUGUCAGAAUUGGGAGGGUGGUCUAAGUGGAGUGCCGGGUUUGGAGGCCCACGGUGGCUACACUUUCUGUGGCACAGCCGCCCUCGUCAUCCUGAGCAAGGAACACAUGCUGGAUCUCAAAGCCUUGCUGCGGUGGGUGGUCAGCAGACAGAUGCGAUUCGAGGGAGGCUUCCAGGGCCGCUGUAAUAAACUGGUGGACGGCUGCUACUCUUUCUGGCAGGCUGGACUCCUGGCUCUACUCCACAGAGCCUUAUUCAAAGAAGGAGAGACGGCGCUGAGCCGGCAGCGGUGGAUGUUUGAGCAGCAGGCUUUGCAGGAGUACAUCCUCCUGUGCUGUCAGAACCCAGCAGGGGGCCUUGUGGAUAAGCCUGGCAAAUCCAGAGAUUUUUACCACACGUGUUACUGCCUGAGCGGCCUCUCCAUAGCACAGCACUUUGGAAAUGUGGACCUCCACCGUGAGAUGAUCCUCGGCAAGGAGGAGAACAGAUUGGCUCCAACCCACCCAGUUUACAACAUUUGUCCAGAGAAGGUGGCUCAGGCCCUCCAGCACUUUCACCGGCUGGCUGUCCCCGAGGGCAACCGGCCGGCCGGGAACCCUGCUGGAUCACCCAACCGCCAGUCCUAG